Messenger RNA from Monodelphis domestica (gray short-tailed opossum), 2189 nucleotides. It is a transcript of the gene AZIN2, whose product is annotated as antizyme inhibitor 2. Gene Ontology annotation, biological process: negative regulation of protein catabolic process; positive regulation of polyamine transmembrane transport; positive regulation of catalytic activity. Gene Ontology annotation, molecular function: catalytic activity; ornithine decarboxylase activator activity. The record is from RefSeq and is marked reviewed. Gene Ontology annotation, cellular component: cytoplasm. NCBI's taxonomy places the organism in Eukaryota, Metazoa, Chordata, Mammalia, Didelphimorphia, Didelphidae.
UAAAGGGAGAGGCUGGCGGGAGGCGGGGUGUGGAAUCAGUCGCUGCUGCGGGCGGGCGGGGCGCAGGCCGCAGGGCCGGGCCGGAGCCGCGGGGGGAGCGGAGGCGCCGGUAUCCGAUUCACUCGCUGGGGAGACCUAUGGGCAGAAGCCGUGUAAAUGCGUUUUAAGGGGCCUCAGCUCCCCAGCAGCAGCUACUCCUCGGGGUGUUGCACAAGUUCUGAGCUCACCUGCGAGCCCCCCUAGCAUCGCACCUGGCUCUGCCCCCCCACAAGGAGGACGGGGCUCGUGUGUUGCAUACUUUCUACGGCGGCGGGAGCCGGUCCACCUAGCAUUCCCCGUGGCUCCCAAGCAUGGCUGGCUACCUGAGUGAAUCAGACUUUGUGAUGGUGGAGGAGGGCUUCACCACCAGAGACCUGCUGGAGGAGCUGACCCUGGGGGGCCCACAGGAUGAAGGUACCUCCUUCUUUGUGGCCGACCUGGGAGAUGUGGUGAAGAAGCACCUUCGUUUUCUGAAGAACCUGCCCCGUGUCAGACCCUUCUAUGUCGUCAAGUGCAACAGCAGCCCUGGGGUGCUGAGGGCCCUGGCUGAGCUGGGGCUGGGGUUCAGUUGUGCUAAUAAGGCAGAGAUGGAGCUGUUGCGGCACAUUGGGGUCCCUGCCCACAAGAUCAUCUAUACCAGCCCAUGCAAGCAGGCUGCCCAGGUGAAGCAGGCCGCUAGGCUUGGCAUUCGGAUGCUCAGCUUUGACAACGAGGUGGAACUGGCGAAGGUGGCGAGGUCCCACCCCACUGCCAGGAUGGUUUUACGCAUUGCCACAGAUGACUCCUGCUCUCCUGCCCGCCUGAGCAUGAAGCUCGGGGCUACUCUGAAGUCCUGUAGACACCUGCUAGAAACUGCCAAGAAGAUGAACAUGGAGGUGGUGGGUGUUAGUUUCCAUGUUGGAAGUGGCUGCUCCUCCGACCCUCAGGCCUUUACCCAAUCCAUCGCAGAUGCGCGCCUGGUAUUUGAAAUGGGGACUGAGCUGGGCUACCGGAUGCACAUCCUGGAUCUUGGAGGUGGCUUUCCUGGCACUGAGGACUCCAAAGUCAGGUUUGAAGAGAUGGCUUCUGUGAUCAACUCAGCCUUGGACAUGUACUUCCCUGAAGGCUGUGGAGUAGACAUUCUGGCUGAGCCUGGACGUUAUUACGUGGCUUCUGCUUUCACCUUGGCUGUCAGGAUUGUUGCCAAAAAGGAAGUUCCAUCAGACCAGACUGGCUUGGAUGAGGAAGACGGGGCCUCUCCCAAGAGUAUCGUGUACCAUAUUUCUGAGGGUGUCUAUGGAGCCUUCAACUGUGUCUUCUUUGACAACGCUUGCCCCAUGCCCAUCUUGCAGAAGAAACCAUCUCCAGAUCAGCGUGUGUAUAGCAGCAGCCUUUGGGGCCCAACUUGUGAUGACUUGGACCAUGUGGCUGAGGGCCUCUGUCUGCCGGAGCUGCAGCUGGGUGAUUGGCUCAUCUUUGAGAACAUGGGAGCCUACACCGUGGGCACGACAGCCUCCUGCAGUGGGCAACAAACCUGCCAGACUACUUACGCCAUGUCUAGAGUCACCUGGGAAGCAGUUCGAGGCAGGCUUCUGCCUCCAGAAGAGGACACAGAGGACAUGUGUAAACCCCUGUCCUGUGGCUGGGAGAUCGCAGACACUCUGUGUGUGGGCCCUGUCUUUGCUCCCACCAGCAUCAUCUGAGCCACCCUCCAAUCUUCCCUCUAUCUCUUCUUGGCCCUGCUCUCCCCUACCUGAGAACGGGUUGGUAGGGGGGGUGGUGGGCUGAGGCAGAUGGAUGCCUUCUGGGGAGGUGGGGGGAGGAGGUGGGGAACCUCUCUGAGGAGGCAAGGACUCUUGUGACCUCUGUGCCCUAUCCCCCACACCCCGCCUCUAGUGUUUCUGCCCUGUAAGUAGACCCAGUCUUACAAUCGCUGUAGUUAAAGUAUGCAACAUAAAUCCUGUCCCUUCCAAUCGUGUCUGUGUCCUCUCCAGCGCCAGUCAGCUUUGUCUGCCUUCCUGGUCGGUCUGUCUGUCUCUCUGUCUGUCUGUCCAUCUGUCCAUCCAUCUGUCUGUCAGUCGUGUCCCUCACCUUGGCUUCUGCUGCUGGCUCCCACAUGUCCUUUUCUCUGUAAAUAAAUAUUAAUAAAUAUUUAGGUUUUAAUAUCUUGA